GCGUUCUUAGGAACGGAGCAUUUGUUAUUCACGAUGAAUUCAUCUUUAAUUUUCUUUGAAAUUCUUCACUGAAUUCAACAAUUGAAAACAUCCUUUGACAGAUGAAAGUAUGUAGUUUUAUAGCAGGGACUGUCUUUAUUUAGAAUGGAGCCUUUUGGUCGUCAGCCUCGGAAGACGAAACGUCUAGCUGACCGACCAUUUUAUGAGAAGACAGGUCCAACAAGUGCAGAAAUUGUUGCCGAGGCCCGGUCUGCAGUUCGUACCUUAAACACAAGAAGGCCCUGUACACCAACAGAAUCCAAAAGGACUUUAUUUAAUACGAGUGCACCAAGACCAGUCGACGGUCGGCCACCGUCAGCCUUGAGUGGUAAAGUCCAGUAUGAAGAGUCAUCAUCUAGACCCCCGUCAGGCAGAGCAAGACUGACUCCAUUAGAAAAUACACCUGAUAUCCCUGAAGAAUCUGUUGUACCAGAACCRCCGUCUACUCCACCAGGAGGAAAGCUUAGACGACCUGUGAGAUCAAGUCUUCCAAGUAGCACAAAUGGAGAAGUUCACACACCAACAAUUGCUGCCCCACCCAGCACAGGAAGACCAAAAUCUAAGAUUAAAACUGCUGUUAUUAAUAACAAUGAAGGUAGCCUGGCCUUCUGUCCAUCACCUCCUAAAAUAGGCUCACCAUCAGGAACCCCACCCASUUCAGCUGGAAAAAUAAGACGUAACUCUGCMGGACCCACACCCACCCCUCCCUCAGGAAUAAAGAGUGAUUUGAUUGUUACAAGGCGUGUUCGCAGUGGUCCAAAGGAAAGGAUUUCACCAAGGUCACCUGACAGUGAUGCUCUUUCUAGAAGAAUACAUGAUAAUAAUAGUAAUGAUUCCAGUGUAGAGGAUGUGUCAUCAAGGAAAGAUGUUCAAGGUAGAAGUAGUAGUGGUGAUAAGCGUAAAAGAAAACCUGCAGAAACUGAGAAACAAAAAGAUGAACUCACUCUCUACCAUGAAGAACAUGUCAAGCCUUUGUUGUCACGAAUGGAGGAGAAGUUUGCYUCUAAUAGAAUUGCUGAAUUAGCAAGUGAUUGUUUGCUUCUGUGCAAAGUUCUUGAGGAGAAAGGUAUGAUUGGCAAGGCUAGUGGAAGUACAUCGGCUAGAAGACGGGGUGAAAUUCUAAAAACACUGUUCAAGUUCUUAGAUGUGAAUGAUUCAAGACUUGUGCUGAGAUUGGGUAAACUUAUCCUCUCUAUGAAAGUAACAGGGAAUAACAUUACCAAUAUUUGUAUGGUUAUUUAUAAACUGGCAAAAACAGAGAAGAAUGAUAAGAUGUUUUCACAAGAAAACAUGCUCAAACAACUUGUUGAUGGUUUAACAAGCUAUGAUAUCCUGACCUACCGAGAUGCAUUGAUAUAUAUAACAGGUGCAUUGAAACACCUUACAAACAACAAUCCUCUWGUACAGCAAGAACUCUUUACUCUAGAUACAGUAUCCUCAUUGGCCACAAUAUUACAUACUAUUUGCAAUGAUAUUCAACAGUAUGCUAGGCCAGAGAGACAAAUUUCAAAUCUCUUAAUUCAAGUUACAGGGGUUUUAAGGUACCUAGCAGAUCUCAAUGGAGCAAGGGAACUCUACUUGAAACACAAUAUUAUCAAGUGUCUUGGAGACAUUUUGAGCUAUUUCUCAAAUGAUGAAGAUUUAGUGUACAACAUCUCAAGGAUUCUCAGCAAGUUGACAUUGUACAAUGACUGCUGUACCCAGUUGCAGUUGUCUGAAAACUGCUUUAAAGCUCUAGYAAAGACUCUCAAAGACUAUGAAAAGAAACAGGAAAUCACAGUGCGAUUGUGUUUUAUCCUUGGUAACCUAACAGCAAAGAAUGAUGAAGCAAGAUUAGAUUUGUUUGAUGUAUCAUCCUGCAUGRCAACCCUCCUGUCAAUCAUGACUACUUACUUUAAUUUAGAUCAGAAUACCAGGAGUGAAUCCAGUGAUUCUUCUCCUUCACAAAGUGACAUCAGCAUAAGCAGUACAACUAGCAGUAGUGGUUAUAAUAGUGGUAGCAACAACAACAACAACAACAACAACAACAACAACAACAAUAUUAGUCCUAUUAGGAUUCAAGAAGGUUAUGAAGAUGUUCUUGUUAAGGCAAUAAGAGUCAUUGCUAAUUUAUCUAUCAAUGGUGAUGUUGGAAGUGCUAUUGCUACUGAUGAGAUUUGUAUCAGUAUGUUACUUUCUUUUUUAGAUACAAAAUCAUUAGUGACAAGUGAAGAGCUUGUACUCAACACUGUAGCAACAUUGAACAACUUGUCAUUCUACCAGGCAGAAAAUAGCGCCGUCUCACAAAGACAUCUACAUAUCACAGAAUCUCUGUUGUCACUAUUACUUCCUGAGAAUAUGGACGCCAUGGUUGAAGCUUCAAGAGUGUUUGGCAAUUUAACCAGAGAUAAAAGCGUUAGGAAAUUACUUGCUGAUCAGAAAGUUGAUGAGAUCAUGAUAGCAUUAUUGGAUGCUGGUGAACGAGAGACAGUGUUUACUGCGUGUGGAGUACUUAUUAACCUGAUGACUGAUGCUGAUAUCAGACCCAAACUGAAGUUAGAAGGAGGCGUUAAAAAGUUAAUUGACGUUCUCCAUGAUUUUGGUAAGAAUGAUUGGCAGCUGUCAGCCAUGGUUUGUCAGACUCUAUGGAACUACAGUGGCGACAUCACAACAUCGAGUGAAACGUUUGGAGAAGAAGAAGCAAUAGAAUUAAUAGAUGUACUCACAACCUACUUAGACGAGGAAGCAAUGUUUGAAACAUCAAGCAUGGAGAACAUGGAUUCUUAUUUGAUUGAAACGCUAAGAGACAUGUGGGAAGACGUCUUUUUACCUGUGGGUGAAAAUUUACUGCGCAGAAUCAAAUCUCAUCAUAGUGAUCUUGUGCCACUUGAAUCACCAAGCUAGCAUCUAUUGUUCGUGGUAAUCGUCCUGUUAGGCUAAGAAUUGAUAGAUGCGCCAUUUUUACAGAUUAAUGAUUAAAGAUCUAGCAGUUUAAUAAGCAUGGUGCGUUGUGCACAUUGUCGAAUAACGAAAGGAUAUUUUUAUUUAUUUGGUUUGAGGUUUGUUCCUCYAGUGUGUAGCUAUAAAUAGGAAAAAAAGGACAUUUAUUAUUUUAUGGUAAAAAUCACAUGUUCCGAGUAAGUCUCUGUGUUUCUAUCCAUCUUCGUCAUGGUGGAGGCGAAUAUGUUUGUUUGUAAAUGAAUACACUGUCUCUUAAUAUGAACAUUUCUCCUAGAAACACUAUAAAAUUGAGAAAUUUCUUUUUCUUAAAAAAUAUAGACUAACUAAAAAAUGUAAAAUAAGUACGCAAAGAAAAAGUGUUUGUUACAAGAUAUGAGGAUGAAGGUCGACUCUACUAGUUUUUCCUUAAUAUUGAAAAUAGUUGCACAAAAUGAGACAAAGUGUGCAUUUCCUUAACUUAAGUUGGCCUUGGAAAACAACCGARAACCGAGUUGAACAAAAUGCUGUAAAUCGAUAGAAUACAUUCCACUUGGUACAAAAUAACAAUCGUAGCUCAAUGAUCAACACAGAUUUCUUUUUUUUUUCUUGCAAAAUCGCCGUCAAAAGAUUCAACUAAUUGGAUCAUCAAUUAACCAACAAGGCCUUCAAACAUAAAUGCAAUGCUGUGGUACAUUGUGAUCUAGAUAGCACAAUGCAAAGCUAAAUGCAUGUUAUAAAAAUAUUAUGUAAAUAGAAGAGUUAAACAAAGUGUGAAUAAACUAUUGUGCAAAAAUAA
Molecule: messenger RNA, 3754 nt
Organism: Exaiptasia diaphana
Lineage: Eukaryota; Metazoa; Cnidaria; Anthozoa; Actiniaria; Aiptasiidae
Product: armadillo repeat-containing protein 2
Exons: 17
Coding region: 145-2922 (925 amino acids)
Biological process (GO): cilium organization
Molecular function (GO): protein binding
Source: RefSeq, a predicted model, not a curated record